GGCAGACGACCUGACUUGGGGUUUUGGCUUAAGCUCCGCCGGUUCCGCAGCGAGCAUGAAGCCCAUCAACUUGUCCUUCGCAGCCUGCGGCUUUCUGGGCAUUUACCAGUUGGGGGCAGCCGCGGCAUUUCGUAAGCACAGCGAGACGCUCCUGAAAGAUGCCAAGGCUUUUGCUGGCGCUUCUGCAGGAUCCUUGGUCGCUUCUGUCCUACUGACUGCGCCAGAGAAAAUCGAGGAAAGUAGCCAGUUCAUCUAUAAGCUUGCUGAAGAAACCAGAAGGCAGUUUCUUGGGGCAAUGACCCCCGGUUACGACUUCAUGGCCCGACUGAGGAGUGGAAUGGAGUUGAUUCUUCCUUCCAACGCCCACGAGCUAGCCAGGAACCGCCUGCACGUAUCCAUCACCAACACCAAGACCAGAGAAAAUUACCUGGUCUCCAAUUUUUCCUCCAGGGAGGACCUCAUUAAGGUCCUCCUUGCUAGCAGCUUCAUACCCAUUUAUGCCGGACUGAGACCAGUGGAAUACCAAGGGCAGUCUUGCAUUGUGAGAAAGUUCAUGGUCAAAACUUUUUGUUGCACUGCAAAGAAACCCAAAGCAAGCUAAGUCACAGAAAGAUAAAGGAAAGAGGAAAGAAUUACUGUUUGCUGUACCGAUGUCAUCCAGGAUUGGCUGGGAAACCUGGCUACGGCAGCUAAACUGAAAACCCAUGCGUCACCUAUCUUUAGACAGGUCAUUCACAAAUGGCCAGCAAGACAGCCUCUGUCUGAGAAGAACUGUAUUCUUCCGGACUGACACUUGCUGGGCGUGGUGGCUAUCUGAGAUUUUAUUUCUUUUGUUUCUAACGCACGUCUGAGAGAAAUAUCCAAGAGAGAACCCUGAGUGGGUAUGAUUGGGUCCUCUGCAUCAGCUUAGUGCUGUCAUGGCUCCACUUAGGAUUGUGUGUUCAUUUCUUUGGUGUGAAGUGUCCCGUGUCUUCCAACAACAUGGACAAAAAAGCAAAACCUCACAUCUUCUUAGAAAUUGACUUUUUCUAAGACAGAGCACUAUGUUAUCCAGUAAUUCUACUGGCAGAAUAUCUCUCUGUGGAAGGCAUCCUUGUCCAGUUUUAUUGUGUGAGUGGUGUACUGUGUACAAUUUAGCAGGGCCGGCCAGUCGGAUAGUGAUAGAAAGUGAAAGUGCUGCCCUGGAUACUGAGCGAGAGCCACUUGCACAGAGUGGUGAGCUCAGCAAGGCAAACAGCAAGGAGUUGAAGACUAGCAAGACUUGGGACUAUACAGGAAAUUCUGUAACCUGCAACUUUAAAUGGUGGUCCAUGGAAAAAAAUUAGUAAGUUAUUCAAUACUGACCCAGGAGAAACUUUCUUUUCAAGUCGUGGUCCAUGAAUCAAUCAGAGUGCAUCCCAUGGGUGCUUCUUAAAGAGUGCAGAGUGUAGUACUCUACCC
Messenger RNA from Octodon degus (degu), 1440 nucleotides. RefSeq names its product patatin like phospholipase domain containing 4 (gene Pnpla4). Bases 56 to 601 code for a protein of 181 amino acids. The transcript has 6 exons. Gene Ontology annotation, cellular component: lipid droplet; membrane; cytoplasm. Lineage: Eukaryota; Metazoa; Chordata; Mammalia; Rodentia; Octodontidae. The record is from RefSeq and is a predicted model, not a curated record. Gene Ontology annotation, molecular function: retinyl-palmitate esterase activity; triacylglycerol lipase activity. Gene Ontology annotation, biological process: lipid homeostasis; triglyceride catabolic process.